AUGCGUCUAUCAGCUUUAUGGACGCUCGUGGCAUUCACUGCUGUAUCAUCAGCAGCGCCCUCCCAAGCUGAUCCCUGGGACGCCCUGACAGCAAAUUCCUUAGCAAAGCAAGCUCACUACCAUAAUUCAGACCCCAAUGGUGGAAACAACUGUAACCCUCACACAGCGAGUGUCAGACGGGAAUGGGGGUCUCUAAGCAAGAUAGAACGAAAGAAUUACAUCGAUGCAGCAUUGUGUCUGGCAUCUAAACCAUCCAAGUCUCCUCGUUCGUUUGCUCCUGGUGCACGGAACCGCCACGAUGAUUUCGUUGCCACACACAUUAAUCAGACGUGGUACAUUCACGGGACAGGCAAUUUCCUAACCUGGCACCGUUACUUCACCUGGGCUUACGAGCAAGCGCUGCGCAAUGAAUGCGGUUACAAGGGCUACCAGCCCUAUUGGGCGUGGAAUAAGUAUGCCGACGACCCACUGAGCUCUCCGCUGUUUGAUGGCUCUCCGUACAGCAUCUCUGGGAAUGGAGCAUAUAUCCUCCAUAAUGAUACCGAGAUCGCGCCGGGGGUGUUUAUACCAUCUGGAAGCGGUGGAGGGUGUGUUGAGAAGGGCCCUUUCAAAAACUGGGUCGUAAACCUCGGUCCUGUCUGGUCCAGCCUGAAGGUACCCGGAGUUGAGUCACAGAACGGAUCCGGACUGAACUACAACCCCCGGUGUCUCCGACGUGACAUUAAUAUCGCAGCUGCAGAGUGGACCAGAACUGAAAUUGUAAUGGAUCUAUUCAAAGAAAAGGAUAUCUGGGGAUUCGAGACCCUCCUGCAGGGCAUGGUCGCUACGCCCGGUUACCUAGGUGUCCACUCGGGAGGGCACUUCACCGUUGGUGGUGAUCCUGGCGGAGACUUCUAUACCUCCCCCGGCGACCCAGCAUUCUUUCUCCACCACGCCGCUAUCGAUCGGCUCUUCUGGACUUGGCAGAACCAAGACCCCGUGAAGCGCACGUACCAGGUUAACGGAGCUACUGGAUUCUGGACGCCAGAUGGAGUGUCUAUCAAUGCUACAUUAGAUGAUGUGGUGGACAUGGGGAGCUUUUUGGCGCCGCCGCAGACCCUAAGGCAGCUUUCGGAUACUACGGGGGGCCCGUUUUGCUACGUUUAUACCUAG
Aspergillus melleus is the source of this 1152-nucleotide messenger RNA. RefSeq names its product tyrosinase family protein. The record is from RefSeq and is a predicted model, not a curated record. Lineage: Eukaryota; Fungi; Ascomycota; Eurotiomycetes; Eurotiales; Aspergillaceae. The transcript is spliced from 5 exons. Gene Ontology annotation, molecular function: oxidoreductase activity. The coding region runs from base 1 to 1152 and encodes 383 amino acids.